AUGAAGCUUGCGGCGAAUAUUUCAUGGCUUUUCAAAGAGGAGGCGAAUCUGCUGAAGCGAAUUUCCCUGGCGAAAAAAGUUGGCUUCUCGUACUUCGAAGUUGCCUGGCCGUAUGAGUAUCCAGUUGAAGAGUUCAAAAAGGCAGUUGUUGAGUCUGGCCUGAAAUGCGUUUUGAUCAACACAGCGGCUGGAGAUUCCGCCGGUUUGGGCGCCAUUCCGGGCAAAAGUGUCGACUUCUUGAAGACUGUCAAAGAAGCGAUCAAAUACGCUAGUGCUGUCGAAUGUCCGAUGAUUCAUCUCAUGGCUGGGAAAGUUCCGGAAGGCGAGACAAAGGAAUCGUGCAGAGCUCAAUUUGUGGAUAACUUGAAAAUUGCCGCUGAUUUAUUGAAGGACUACGGAAUAGUUGGCACUUUGGAGCCGAUAAAUUCGAAGAUCUCCUUACCAGGCUAUUUCUACUCGACGCCAGAAGAGGCUCUCAGCAUCAUCGAAGAAGUCGGCGCGGAAAACCUCUUUUAUCAUUGCGAUCUUUUUCAUCUCGAAGUUCAAAAAGGAAACGCGCUGGAAAAUGUAAAACAACUUUUCGAAAAAUGCGCUCAUUUCCAAAUCGCUCAAGCACCAGAUCGUCACGAGCCCGUUUCCGAAGAUGGAACGAUCGAUUUCGAUGAGUUCUUUAAUUUUCUCGAAGAAAAAGGCUGGGAGAACUUCGUCGGGCUCGAAUACGCGCCAAAGGGAUCGACUGAAGAAUCGCUCAAAUGGGCGGAAAAUCAUUCCUUGGCGAUAGAAUGCAGGGACAAGAGACCAGAACUGUGCAAUUCAGAGAAUGUCGACUGCAGCUCGAAAGUUACUCGUCUUUUUUGCCCUGAAACUUGCAAGUUGUGCGAACGAGUGAAUCAGCUGUCCUCCCAGCUUGAGAAGGAAAUUGCGAAUGUGCCGUGCCUUGAUUCUGGGAAAUUUUGCGAUGUGAUGCCCUGCACCAGUCCUGCUGCCGGCGCGCUUUGUAGAAAAUCUUGCAAUUUGUGCGGCAGCGCUUUGAAUCCAAUGAAACAGACGAACAUUCAGAAACCAAAUUUCACUCCUUCAAAUUCUGGGUCGCUGAAAUGUGUCGAUACGAACGUAUUCUGCAAUCCGAAUCUUUGCUCUUCUUGGUCGAAGGCUCCAACAGAGUGUCGAAAAACCUGCGAUCCCUCCUGCCAAAAAAUCACAACAACAAAAUUCCCCAAAACUCAAAAACCACGACCAGUUCGAACAACCAGAGCGCCAAGAACGAAGCCAACGAAGCCACCAAAAGCGAAUCCCAACUCGCCAUGCCAGGAUAAUCCGACUUUUGCCACCAUGUGCGGGGGUGGACUCUUGUCGCAGUUGAGUUGUGAUAGCUUGCUGGGGAAAAUGUAUUGCGCCAGAAGUUGUGGCCUUUGCGCGAGUUUUGAUAAAAUGUUUGAAUGUCGAGAUCGGUCGAGUUCGUGCACAUCGCUGCAUUGCUCAAGCGCUCUUCUCAGUUCUCAAUGUCAGAAAACUUGUGGCUCCUGCAUGACCCUCGCGCAAAUAAAUCGACAAAAAGCAUCAAAGAACAAAAAACUCGUCCAAAAACAGAGCUCUCGUUCUGUCUCCCUCGUUGGCGGUUCAAAUGCUCGUAGUGGCUCUCUUCUUGAUGGCAGCAAUCAGAUGAGUUCAGUCAAGAAUUUCUGGUUUAGAAAUUAUGCCAAGCCUGUUACAUCAACAGCUGCGCCGAGAACAACGAGAAGAACAACGACUCGAAGGACGAUGAAGAAGACAACAAAGAGGACAACAACAACUACAACAGCCGCUCCCGAAGAAGACUGCCAGGAUGAUCCCGACUUCGCUAGCCUUUGUCUCAGCGACGAUUUGGACUGUGGAAACAUGAUUACUGCCGCCGUUUGUGUCGAGUCCUGCGGGCUUUGCCCAGAACCUACGACUACUACAACAACCACGACAACGACGACCACGACAUCAACUACCACCACGACAACUACAACUACCACGACGACUACAACGACGACCACGAUCAUUCCUACAUGCUGCGAAAAGAUUCUUAUCGAAGAUUUUCAAUUCCUCUUCGAUGGCGCUUUUUACAAUGGUCAAAUGGUGUACAAAGAUGCUUCAAAAAACUUCUUUCUCUGGCUCCACACCCACGCUGACGGUUGGUACUGGUAUAUUUCCCCUGAAAUCGGAUCCACUUUUGCUGGAAAAUUCGUCGCUCGAAUCGAAAGUCCACAGAUUUGCCCUGACGACGCAAUGAAUUGGUUGAAAUGGAAAAUGCCUCUUUUGAUUCAGGGAAAAUGGAUGCCCGAGGGAAAGAUCGCCUCCUGCAAGCUCGAUCCGACCUGGUCAAUUUGGACAAACUGGUCGAACUGUGUCCACCGCGACUGUAGCAAAACAGAGCUGCGUCGCAGAACGAGGACUUGUGAAAACAGCCCGGAUCUCUCUUGCCCAGGGGAGAAUUUUGAAGAGUCCGAAUGCGAAGAAGAUUGCAAAGCAGUUCGAGCUCUUUGCUGCGAAUCUUUGGAUCUGGAAACGGAAGACGAUCGAUUCAGCGGUCGAUUUGAAAUGGAGUUUUUCAUGCUUGGGAAGCCAGUUUACAGACAUGUUCAAUCCGUCGACACCUUUUUGUACAAUAAUGGCUCGCACUGGAAUCUCGGAAAAGGGCUUCUUCAUGGGAUGGUGAGUAUGAGCUCGAUUGACGGAGAAAUCUUCUGUCCGAGUGAGGUGGAAAACUGGACGAGAAAGAGUCAGCUUUCUUGCUCCAAUUUCAAAGAAGAUCCGGAUCAGGGAGAAUGCUGCGGGAGGGUUUUUGCUAUGUUUCAGAAAACGGGAAGAGAUUACCAGCUGAAAACAUUCAAAAACAAGAAAUUCUACGAAUCAACUAUGAAUGGAGAAUAUGCAAUUUGGUCAAAAAGUCUUUUCUCGUGGCUGAUAGUGGACGACAUUGAAAAAUUCAAGAACAACAAGGGCUAUCAACCUGACGAGGUAAAAUUUCGAAUCAUCGGAAGAUCAGACGGCUGUCUCGCUCCGAAAACAACGAAAUCCAAGCGAGAAGUGAUUCUCAAUGAUGAAGAGGGAAAUGGAAAGUGGAGGACGCUCUCAAGCAUAGGACUGUGGGAAGAGAUGGACGAGCAACCUAUUUUUCAAUGCCUAAAUCUGUAA
This is a messenger RNA of Oikopleura dioica, 3162 nucleotides long. NCBI's taxonomy places the organism in Eukaryota, Metazoa, Chordata, Appendicularia, Copelata, Oikopleuridae. The record is from the annotation of a GenBank genome assembly.